Mesocricetus auratus (golden hamster) is the source of this 1629-nucleotide messenger RNA. Its product is annotated as H-2 class II histocompatibility antigen, I-E beta chain-like. Bases 240 to 1346 code for a protein of 368 amino acids. NCBI's taxonomy places the organism in Eukaryota, Metazoa, Chordata, Mammalia, Rodentia, Cricetidae. Gene Ontology annotation, molecular function: MHC class II protein complex binding. Gene Ontology annotation, cellular component: lysosomal membrane; MHC class II protein complex; late endosome membrane. The record is from RefSeq and is a predicted model, not a curated record. The transcript has 9 exons. Gene Ontology annotation, biological process: immunoglobulin production involved in immunoglobulin-mediated immune response; positive regulation of T cell activation; peptide antigen assembly with MHC class II protein complex.
ACUAAGUUGGGAAAGAUCCAAGCUGAGUACUGGAACAGCCAGAAGGACUUCCUGGAGCAGAAGCCGGCCAAGGUGGACACGUUCUGCAGAUUCAACUACGCCAUUGUGGGGCUAUUGACUGUGCAACAGAGAGCUGAGCCCCGGGUGACCGUGUACCCGACAAAGACGCAGCCCCUGGAGCACCACAACCUCCUGGUCUGCUCUGUGAGCGGCUUCUACCCCAGCCACAUUGAAAUCAGAUGGUUCCGGAAUGGCCAGGAGGAGAAGGCUGGGGUCGUGUCCACGGGCCUGAUCCGGAAUGGAGACUGGACCUUCCAGAUCCUGGUGAUGCUGGAGACGGUUCCUCAGAGUGGAGAGGUUUACACCUGCCAGGUGGAGCAUCCCAGCCUGAGCAGCCCUGUCACAGUGGAGUGGAGGGCACAGUCCACAUCUGCACAGAACAAGAUGCUCAGUGGAAUCGGGGGCUUCGUGCUGGGUCCGCUCUUCUUCGUGCUGGGGCUGUUCAUCUACUUCAGGAACCAGAAAGGUCUCUCCUCUCCUCCACCAUGAUGCCACUGUGGCUCCCCAGAGGCUCCUGUGUGGCAGCUGUGGUCCUGGCCCUGAUGGUGCUGAUCCCUCCGGUGGCUUUGGUCAGGGACCCCCGACCUCGGUUCCUGUUACAAGCUAAAUCCGAGUGUCGUUUCUACAACGGGACGCAGCGCGUGCGGUAUCUGGAUAGAGCCAUCUACAACCAGGAGGAGUACAUGCGCUUUGACAGCGAGGUGGGCGAGUACCGAGCCGUGACCGAGCUGGGGCGGCCUGAAGCCAAGUACUUCAACAGCCAGAAGGAGUACCUGGAGCAGAAGCGGGCCAACAUAGACGUGUACUGCAGACACAACUACAGGAUUAUGCACAGCUUCACUGUGCAGCGGAGAGUUGAGCCCCGGGUGACCGUGUACCCGACAAAGACGCAGCCUCAGGAGCACCACAACCUCCUGGUCUGCUCUGUGAGCGGCUUCUACCCCGGCCACAUUGAAGUCAGAUGGUUCCGGAAUGGCCAGGAGGAGAAGGCUGGGGUCGUGUCCACGGGCCUGAUCCGGAAUGGAGACUGGACCUUCCAGAUCCUGGUGAUGCUGGAGACGGUUCCUCAGAGUGGAGAGGUUUAUACCUGCCAGGUGGAGCAUCCCAGCCUGAGCAGCCCUGACACAGUGGAGUGGAGGGCUCAGUCCACAUCUGCACAGAACAAGAUGCUGAGUGGAAUCGGGGGUUUUGUGCUGGGUCCGCUCUUCUUCAUGCUGGGGCUGUUCAUCAACUUCAGGAGUCAGAAAGGAAAGUCUGGGCUUCAGCCAACAGGACUCCUGAGCUGACUGAGGUGACAAGGCUGAAGGAAGGAGCUUCCUGUCUCCAUGGCUCCAGUUCCUCCAUUGACGAUGCUGCCCCAGGACCUGGCUCCUCCUGGCUCUGGAUCCUGCAGACCCGUGCUCCCUGAUGGCUGACUCAGCCCCUGCUGGAGCCUGACAGCACAGGACAGACGUCCCCUCCCCUCCCCUGUCCAUCUUAUUUUUGUCCCCUGCAUUUUGUGUGAGCUUCUGAGCUAGGCUGUGUUAUAAUGCUUUCUUACAUUUUUGUCAAAUAAACAAAGAAUUAAAA